AUGAAGAUCAUGAUGGAGACAGGAAUGACGUUCACAACGACUGCUGAAAAGGAGAUUGUGCGUAACGUGAAAGAGCAGCUGUGCUAUGUAGCGCUGGACUUUGAAGAGGAGAUGACGAACAGUGCCAAGUCGGCGAACGAGGAGUCAUUUGAGCUGCCGGAUGGUAACGUGAUGAUGGUGGGCAACCAGCGGUUCCGCUGUCCGGAGGUGCUGUUCAAGCCGUCGCUGAUCGGCCUGGACGAGGCGCCCGGCUUCCCAGAGAUGGUGUAUCAGUCCAUCAACAAGUGCGACAUUGAUGUGCGACGCGAGCUGUACGGCAACAUUGUCCUGUCUGGCGGCUCUACUAUGUUCCGACAUCUGCCGGAGCGCCUGGCGAAGGAGAUCUCGAACCUGGCGCCGUCGUCGAUCAAACCAAAGGUGGUUGCGCCGCCGGAGCGCAAGUACAGCGUGUGGAUUGGUGGCUCCAUUCUGUCGUCGCUGACCACAUUCCAGACGAUGUGGGUGAAGAAAAGCGAAUACGACGAGUCUGGCCCGAGUAUCGUGCACAACAAGUGUUUCUAA
Molecule: messenger RNA, 561 nt
Organism: Leishmania braziliensis MHOM/BR/75/M2904
Lineage: Eukaryota; Euglenozoa; Kinetoplastea; Trypanosomatida; Trypanosomatidae
Product: actin
Exons: 1
Coding region: 1-561 (186 amino acids)
Source: RefSeq, a predicted model, not a curated record